Molecule: messenger RNA, 3205 nt
Organism: Herpailurus yagouaroundi (jaguarundi)
Lineage: Eukaryota; Metazoa; Chordata; Mammalia; Carnivora; Felidae
Gene: ATG10
Product: autophagy related 10
Exons: 9
Coding region: 336-1070 (244 amino acids)
Biological process (GO): autophagy of mitochondrion; protein lipidation; protein modification by small protein conjugation
Cellular component (GO): cytosol
Molecular function (GO): Atg12 conjugating enzyme activity
Source: RefSeq, a predicted model, not a curated record
CCAAACUUUCUCCCUUUUGCUGCUUCCCCAGGCUAUUUAUUGGAUUACCAGGGCUAUCCCUGCUGUGCUCCAGCCAGGCUGUCAAAUGCCUUGAAAUCCAGGACACUCGCUAGCCAUAUCAAAACAAUCCGUCUUUUGUCUCAAUUUCCUAACAUGCUUCUUCCUGGAAACUAUCUCUGGUGCUAACUACAAAUGUGUGUUUGGGGGCCUUCAGAAUCCGGUAAUCUCCCUGAUCUGGGCCUUAGAUUCCACAUUUAAAUUUGUACCCUGACUGCUUCUUUGCUCUCUGAAAUUUGAGGACCACAGCCCAAGAGCCUUGCUAGUUAUCAUUUAGUAUGGAAGAAGAUGAGUUCUUUGGAGAAAAAACAUUCCAGCAUUGUUGUGCAGAGUUCAUUAGACAUUCACAGCAGAUAGGUGAUGGCUGGGAAUGGAGAACUUUGAAGAAUGCAAGCUUCAUGAGGAAAAGAACCUGUUCACUUUCUGUUCACUACUGUAACCCUGAGGCUGAGUACAAUAUAUUGCAUGAAGACUCUUCUGAAGGCUACAUGUGCAAAACACACUUUCAAAUUAAACCCGAGACUCUGAUGUCACAUUCGGGAACAUCUGCCUGUGUACAGACAUGUCUACCCAUUGAGGAGGCUUUAGAACUACCCCUGGAUGAUUCUGAAGUGACUGAGACCACAACGGGAAGCCAAGUGAUUAAAUAUGAAUAUCAUGUUUUAUACUCCUGUAGCUACCAAGUGCCUGUGCUUUACUUUAGGGCAAGCUUUUUAGAUGGAAGACCUUUAGCUCUGAAGCACAUAUGGGAAGGAAUCCACGAGUGCUAUAAGACAAGGCUGCUGCAGGAGCCAUGGGACACUAUUACCCAACAGGAGCAUCCAAUACUUGGGCAGCCUUUUUUUGUACUUCAUCCCUGCAAGACGGAUGAAUUCAUGACUCCUGUGUUAAAGAAUUCUCAAAAAAUCAAUAGGAGUGUCAACUACAUCACAUCUUGGCUGAGCGUUGUAGGGCCAGUUGUUGGGCUAAAUCUACCUCUGAGUUAUGCCAGAGCAGCUUCUGAGGAUGAAUGAAAUGUCCAUCAACAAGGUGCAUACUGAACAUUUUUUAUUUGAUCUAUUCUAUCAAGUUUUACUGCAGUCUUACAUGUUAUAACACCUUUGGGUUCUUAUCCUCUGCUUUUACUCCUGAGGUGAAGCUUUGCAUCCUUUUUCUGAUUAUGCCUUUGCCAGUGAUAUUGGAGAACUUUUCUCUAAAAUGGCCCAUUGUUCCAUGAGGUCAGCUGGUACCAUCAAGGCAGAAGGUGAAAUGUACAUUUUGUAAUUUCUGCAGACUGGAGAAUCCAUCCACAGAUCCUCACCACAUUGGAGACAUUUCAUCAAUGAUAUCAAACCAUAGACAACUUCUUGUGACUGUUCUCAGCUGUGAUUAAAAUGGACAAUUUUGUAAUAUGUGACAAAAUAUAUUCAUUAUUAUACAGAUUUAAUAGCUGGUUUCUUGUGAAGGAACCCCUUUAAAAGUCUGAAGAAUGUGCAGAACCCAUUUUCAGAAAAAUGUGUGUGUGUGUGUGUGUGUGUGUGUGUGUUUGCAUAUACACACCCACAUAAAUCACACCCACCCCUAAUAUAUAUCAGAAAAUUCUGCACACAGUUGCAGGAGAUUCCUAGACUCUCUAAAAUCUAUGAGACAAAUCCUAGAUCAAGAAACUUGGUCAAUAAAUUGCAUUCACAGUGGCUUCCAUAUUAUGUCCUGAUCAAGAAAAAGAGGAGUAUAGUGACAGAAAAAAAAAAAAAAACCUACUUAAUUAUAAAUAAGAAAAUGUAUAAAAUACAGAAGGAACAAGAUCAACUAUUGUAUAUGGAAUUAAGAGUUUGGGGUAAAAAAAUGGAACUUACGGAGAACCUAAAGAAGGGGAAAGGGUCUUACUACCUACAAAUACACACAAAACAGAGCAUCAAACUAUAUAGAAAAAAUAUAAAGACAUAAUUAAGAUUGGAUAAAUUCACAAAACUGAUGGGAAAAAAAGUGGUAUGACAAAACGACCUAUUUCCUAUUGCUGUUUCCAAAGCAAGUGUUAAUAGACAAAACAUGUUUCAGCAAGUAGUGUUUCUCUCAACUCUUCUCAGCUGUGAUUAAAAUGCAAUAUUACUUAAAAUGUGGCUUACUUUGCCCACUAUUGUACAGAUUUAAACAUUAGCUGACUGAUUAAAAGUGGUAAGGAAGCAUAAUAUAUUCAUAGCAUCUAAACUUACUUGAAAAUUUGGGUAUGCUCAAUAUGUCCUACACUUUAAAUCCAGACACGUAACUUGAGCCCUUGUUUUGUUUCUAAUUAACCACAGCAAAAGAGAUUUUAGAAAACUAGACUCUAAAAAACAAAAAACAACAACAAAAAAAACCUCGUCGCCAUCAGUAGAGAACAGAAUUCAUGUCAAUAUUAUCACAAAGAACCAAGCAGAUCCUUGGUAGACAUGUGGAAAGUACUUUUCUGACUGGAAGAUCUGAAAGAGUGAUAUGGGGCCAUCAUUUCCUCCUCCCUUCUGAGGGAGCAGCACUCCUUAGCACUAGAAUUACUGUUCAAAGCUUCAGGUUGUCUGGGAAGCCAAAUGUGUUAAAAGGAAGGGAUUCUGAUGGUGCUCAUCAUGUGUGGCUAAAGUUCCAAGGUUCUGUGUGCGAGAGGUCCCCUCAUUUUUGAAGUUACACACCACACAUUAAAGGCUUGAAUGACAACCUGAAUGAGGUGGCCACUGGGUGUGUGCAUAUUUGGAAAUGUUGGUUAUCUGUGGUCAUGAGUCCCUUCAAAUGUGUCACUCUAAAAAUGACUUUCUCCUAAUGAGACAUAAAAUCAUGCGGUUUUAAUGUUUUAAUGCUUUGGUCUAGAACUCCUGUGGUCAUAUUAUCAUGACAAUAAGCUUUAGAAAUCCACUCAUCUUUCUUACAUACUAACAAACAUAACAUCACUUAACCAAAUAAUAUGGACAGUGCUAGAAAGUAAGAAUGCUUAGUACAACCUGCUAAGACAAUCCCUCAACUGUAGUGUCAUAAGAAAUAUGAGCUGAAACUUGAAUGAUCCAUUGAAACAGAUUUUAUCGGUUAAAAUAAAGAUUAUACAAGCUGCCGUUAGUGAAAAUUUUAUCAUAAUAUGUAAUUUAUGAUGUCAGUCUCUUUUCUUGACUGUGCAAAGCUAAUAAAGAAAGGUUAGCUACUGGGA